CAAGCACACUACGCACCGAAUCGUUCAGUAGCAACGUCGACUCCGGCGCGCAGUCUGGUCGGUCGCGCGUUUACGGGUUUUUUUUUUACACGUCUCGCCGCGCGCGUUCGCCGCAUCGUUGUGUUAUCAGUUGUUAUUACAAUAUUGUUAUCUGCUUGUCAUUAUCUCAGUUUUGUUUUAAUAUUUUCGAAGCCGAACAGAGGUCUGACCGAUGUCAUCGCACACAAUAUCAGCUCUAUAAUAUUAUACGCUCGUUGCAGUCGCACAGAUGACUUGACACGCACAAGUCGUCGCGAUACCCUUUUAACAAUAACAUCAGAACACUAAAAUAUAGACUAUAGACCUCUUGCCGUGCUAGCGCACAAGCAGUUAUACGUAGUAACAACAAACUCAUCGGUUAGGUUACCACCACCUCCACCACCUCCACCAACGCCACCAAUACCACCACUGUGACCGAAAUCAUGCCCGCCGUCAUAUCCAAAUACCUGGACGGACGGAUAAUCCGACGGGACAAUGUUAGCAAGGGCGUGCUGGCUGCGGCCGUGCUGCUGUACGGCUGCAAGAUCGGUUACCCUAUCGUGUUGAAAGUGUGCGGUGGCGGCGGAGGCGGCGCCGACGGUGGCAAGGGCAACAAAGGACCCGACGGCGGGCCGCGGCGGCCGUCGGGCGAGUCCAACGACAACAACAACACCAAAGGGUCCACGGCCAUCGCCGUCGUGGCCGGGGGCGGCAAGAGAUCGUCGGCCGGCAAGAGGACGAGAGCCGCCGGCCCGGGCAUCAACCGCGAGUUCCUGAUCCAGCUCAAGAAGCUGCUCCGGCUCAUGGUGCCCGGCUUCUGGACACCCGAGGUGGGCCUGCUGUCCAUGCACACGGUGGCCCUGAUAUGCCGCACGUUCAUGUCCAUAUUCGUGGCCACCAUGGAGGGCAAGAUGGUCAAGUUCAUCGUCCGCCGGGACGUGCCCAACUUCGGGCUGAUGCUGUUCAAGUGGCUGCUAUGCGCCCUGCCCGCCACGUUCCUCAACUCCAUGAUCCGAUACCUGGAGUGCAAACUCGCCCUGGCUUUCAGGACUCGACUGGUCAACCACGCUUACGGUAUGUACUUCAAGGACCAGACUUACUAUAGGGUGAGCAACAUGGACGGCCGCAUCGAGAAUGCAGACCACCGGCUGACGGACGACAUCACUGCGUUCACGUCGUCCGUGGCGCACUUGUACUCGCACCUGACCAAGCCGCUGUUCGACUGCGCUCUGAUCGCGCUCACCUUGGCCAGGAGCAGCAAGCAGAUGGGCGCCGCCGUUGUUCCAGGACCCUUAUUGGCCAUCGUCGUCAUCAGUAUCACCGGACAGAUCCUGCGAAUGCUGUCGCCGAAAUUCGGUUCCUUAGUCGCCGUGGAGGCAGACAGAAAAGCCUACCUCCGUCACAUCCAUUCCAGGGUCAUCACGAACGCCGAAGAGAUCGCAUUCUACGGUGGUCACAAGGUGGAAAUGAUACAUUUGCAAAACGCCUAUCAGUCGUUGGUCCGACACAUGAACGCGAUAUUCUCGCAAAGACUGUGGUACGUGGUCCUAGAACAGUUCCUCAUGAAAUACGUAUGGAGCGGAACCGGAAUGGUCGUCGUGUCGUUACCGAUCAUAACUAGCUCAAGAAUAGCAGAACUCAACGAUUCUCCUGACGGAGGAGUGAGCGAGCGGACUCAAUACCUGACCACGGCGAGAAAUCUACUGGCUUCCGGGGCCGAUGCCGUCGAGAGAUUAAUGACUUCAUAUAAGGAAAUUGUCGAGCUGGCCGGUUACACGUACAGGGUAGGCGCCAUGCUCGACGUGUUCAACGACGUCAGCAAGUGUAAAUACCGCCGAAACGGUUUGGCCAACGGAAAAGUGCACAAGAUGUUACCGAAAUUGCACUACAACAAGGACGGACAACUCGUGAUCAGAGGCGUCGUGAAAAACAGUCCGGACGGCAGCAUAUCGCUGUACGACGUGCCCAUUGUGACGCCCAACAGCGACGUAGUCGUGUCCAGCCUGACGAUGACAAUGAAGCCCGGCGAACACCUGCUGAUCACCGGCCCCAACGGAUGCGGUAAAUCGUCUCUGUUCAGGGUCCUAAGUGGGCUGUGGCCCGUCUACGCCGGCACGCUAAUCAGACCGCCAAACUGUUGCAUGUUUUACAUACCACAAAGGCCGUACAUGACAAUUGGCAGCCUUAAAGAACAAGUAAUUUACCCAGAUACGCUUUCGGACAUGCUGACCAAAGGCAUUACCGAACAAGACUUGGAGGCGUGCCUGGCCCAAGUUCACCUGUCCCAUCUGGUACAGAGGGAAGGCGGCUGGGACGCGACUGCUGACUGGAAGGACGUCCUGUCCGGUGGCGAGAAACAGAGGAUGGCCUUUGCCAGAAUCUUUUACCACAAACCGUCUUUUGCCCUGUUGGACGAGUGCACCAGUGCUGUGAGCAUAGACGUCGAAAGUGACAUGUACCAGUCGGCCAAGGACUCCGGUAUCACACUGCUCACCAUCACCCACAGGCCGUCCCUAUGGAAAUUCCAUUCCCACGUAUUGCAGUUUGACGGCGAAGGCGGAUGGAAAAUUUCAACACUAGGACAAAAGGAAAAAGAUACUGGUAUAUUAGCGAUCGAACAACCGAAAGAUAAAUUAGUGAACGGAAUUUCUUAGUGUGAAAAUCAAAAACGUUGAAAACAUAUCUUGCCAACCUUUAAAUUUAAACGAAAACCAUGUGAUUAUUAAUUUUACGAUUUAUAAGAUUAAUUAUUUUUUAAAUGUUUGUCUAUACCGAUCUGUGUAGGUAGGUACGUGUUUUUUUUUCUUCAUCGAUUUGUAUAGGUAUGUCUAAACUGGAGAACAGAAUAAUAUGUAUUUAAAUACUAUUAUUAUUAUGUAUAAAAUAUAAAUAAGGAUAAAGUUUUUAUAAUAUUAUAAUGUGUAUUAAUUUUCAUAGAUUUACUGAAUUUCUGAGUGUAUAUGUAAUAUGUAAAUUGUAUAGGUGUGAAUCAAUUAAUAUAAUAUUGUGCAGAUAUUGCAUUAUCAUAAUAUCAUCUAUGUACCUAUAUAAUAUGUAUAUCGUAACUGUAUGUUGUGUUAAAUAUUAUGUUGAAAAAAGACGAAUAAAACUUUGAAUUAUUGUUACGAA
This is a messenger RNA of Metopolophium dirhodum (rose-grain aphid), 3147 nucleotides long. RefSeq names its product ATP-binding cassette sub-family D member 1 (gene ABCD). The record is from RefSeq and is a predicted model, not a curated record. NCBI's taxonomy places the organism in Eukaryota, Metazoa, Arthropoda, Insecta, Hemiptera, Aphididae. Gene Ontology annotation, molecular function: long-chain fatty acid transmembrane transporter activity; ABC-type transporter activity; ATP hydrolysis activity. Bases 462 to 2672 code for a protein of 736 amino acids. Gene Ontology annotation, cellular component: peroxisomal membrane. Gene Ontology annotation, biological process: very long-chain fatty acid catabolic process; peroxisome organization; long-chain fatty acid import into peroxisome. The transcript is spliced from 11 exons.